AACAGAAAACUCUUUUUCUGGUUGAAAACUCCUUUGUUUUCCUGACGAGUCUCUCUCAAGCGUCCGCGCGCAUUUGUCAAUCUCUCUUGAAUUAAUGGCCUCACCGUCCGACACCUCCAACCAGGAGGCUAUUGUGAGGAAGCAAAACAAAGGAGCCCCGAUUAAGUUCUUGGUCCCUCUUAUAUACGCUCCUGUUCUUCCUCUCAUUCGGCUCUCGUUGAGGAGGAACCCGGUGGUGAGGGAUCGUUUGUUUACCCUCGUCUUGGCUGGGGCUUUCGCUCAUGGGUUUUACUUGGUGUAUCCUUUUCCUUGCAUUCUUUUUCUUUUUGUUGCCAUCUCGUGCUUUCGGCUGUUAUCUGUUCAUGUUCAUGGUAUUGAUGGAUUGUGUUUAUUAAAGCACUUGUCUUUCAAUUAUGUCGAGAUCUUCUGCCGAUGUUCUUCUAUAGAUGAAUGUAUCAGUAUUUUCCAUUUUAUCCAUUUAUUAUCUUCUAUUGCGGAUUGAUCAAUCAAUGGUUUGUAAUUGUAUAGGAUCCAGAAAAUGGUGGUGUCUUCGUUGGUACAAGAUGUUAAUUCCUUACUUAAUUGGAGUCUCAUUACAGGAGGUUACUAGAUGUGCAUGUCUUGUAGUGAUUCUGAGCAAGCAGUUUCAACCUUAUGAUCUUAGUGAACUGAGGAUUUGAUGGAUAAGGUGCAAAACCUUAAACGUUAAUGGCCUUGUCCCACUCUUGAUCCCUUGACAAACUUUGGUAUACAUGCUCUAAUAGUGCUUAGAAAGCCGUUGCAAAGAACUAGUGAUUGAGUUCUUUAGAUCUCCUUUGGAUACUUAGGUGGUGGCAAAUAGGUUUUGAAUCCUUGUAUAACUGUGAAAUCAAGUCUUCACUUGCACACUACGAGGGAAUGUUUUCCUGAGUGAUGAGCUCUUUCUUUCUGAAAAAGGUAUUAUCUUCAAAUGCAUGUCAAGGUCUUCCCAGGAUGUUGGCAUGUAAGGUCUCUAUUCUUCUGCUGUGGAUGAUUUAAGGACGUGAACUAAGAUGCAGUUUCUUUUAAUAGGUAGCAAGGAGUUUUUAGCUGAAACCUGUAGGUUUGAGGAGCCUUGUCUUCUAUUGUUUGUGUGGGUCGACGUUUCCAUCCCCAUCUUCUCAUAUAUUAAAUCAAUUCCUCUACCUUGCGUUAUUUGUGGAUGUAGUUUUCCUGCAGGUGUCCCUCAUUGUGUUUGUAGCUUAGCAAUGAGAAAUUUACCUACAAAUUACAGAAGUUGUCCUUUGCAUUCCACUAUAGCUUGUAAAAUUACUAUAAUUCAUUGAAUUAGGGUGCCUUUUAACCUUCUGGGACUAAGUGAAGAUCUUAUAAUCUUAUGUAGUCUUUCAAUUUUAUUUGUAUGGUUCUUUCAAUAGUAUCGUUGCUUUUCCUUAAUAAACAU
This is a messenger RNA of Eucalyptus grandis, 1420 nucleotides long. RefSeq lists its product as uncharacterized. Lineage: Eukaryota; Viridiplantae; Streptophyta; Magnoliopsida; Myrtales; Myrtaceae. The record is from RefSeq and is a predicted model, not a curated record. Gene Ontology annotation, cellular component: chloroplast. Bases 95 to 502 code for a protein of 135 amino acids. The transcript has 3 exons.